CGGGAGAGCGGAGGGCGCGAGGGAGGAGAAGCAGCGGAGCGCAGGGGAAAGCCGGCUAGGCGGCCUGUGGCUCCGGUUGGUCUCCCUGGUUGGGAUCCCCUGGGUGGAACCAUGCGGGUGGCCAAGUGGCUGACCGGGCUGCUCUACCAGCUUUCGCUCUUCAUCACCAGGUCUUGGGAAGUUCAUUUCCACCCCAGACAAGAAGCUCUGGUGAAAACACUAGCCUCCUACGAAGUGGUGACCCCGGCGCGGGUCAAUGAGUUCGGUGAAGUGUUCCCUCAGAGCCUCCACUUCAGCCGGAAGAAACGCAGCUUUGAGGCUCUGGAACCUACUCCGUUCAGGACCCACUACCGCAUCAGCGCCUAUGGGCAGCUCUUCCAGCUGAACCUGAGCGCGGACUCGACCUUCCUUGCUGCCGGCUACACCGAAGUGCACUUGGGAACCCCCGCGCGCGGCGCACAGGAGCACAGCGCUGCGCCCCCAGACUUGCGCCACUGCUUCUAUCGCGGUCAGGUCAACGCGCGGGAGGAUCAAACAGCGGUCUUCAGCUUAUGUGGAGGACUGAUGGGAACAUUUAAAGCACAUGAUGGUGAAUAUUUCUUAGAACCUAUAAUGAAGGCAGAUGGGAGUGAACAUGAAGAAGUCCACAAUAAGCCACAUCUUAUAUAUAGACAGGAAUUGAAGAGUUCUUUUCUACAGUCUCACAGACCUUGUGAAGUUUCAGAAAAUCAAAUAAAGAAAACUGCUUUACGCUUUCACAACUAUAGCAACAUGAAUGAAGAUCUUAAUAUAAAGAAGGAAAGAGUUCUCAGAUAUACUUCAAAAAAUAUAUCAUUAGAAGAUGAAAGAAGUCAAUUACAUUCCAGGAAUAAACGUUUUUUAUCAUACCCAAGAUAUGUGGAAGUUAUGGUUACAGCCGAUGCUAAGAUGGUUCAGCAUCAUGGACAGAAUUUGCAGCACUAUGUACUAACCCUAAUGUCAAUUGUUGCAGCAAUCUACAAGGACUCAAGUAUUGGAAAUCUUAUAAACAUAGUAAUUGUAAAAUUAAUUGUAAUUCACAAUGAACAGGAAGGACCAGUCAUCAGUUUUAAUGCAGCUACCACAUUACGCAACUUUUGUUUAUGGCAGCAAACUCAAAAUGUUCUUGAUGAUGCUCACCCUUCCCACCAUGAUACUGCUGUCCUUAUCACCAGGGAAGACAUUUGUGGAGCUAGAGAGAAAUGUGACACAUUAGGCUUAGCAGAAUUAGGUACCCUGUGUGAUCCCUUACGGAGCUGCUCUAUUAGUGAAGAAAAUGGACUUAGUGCUGCCUUUACUAUAGCCCAUGAACUUGGGCAUGUAUUUAAUGUUCCACAUGAUGAUAGUUUUAAAUGCAAAGAAAUUGGAAUUAAACAUCAGUAUCAUGUAAUGGCCCCAACUUUAAAUUACCACACGAGUCCUUGGACCUGGUCAAAAUGUAGUCAGAAAUACAUCACUGAAUUCCUAGACACUGGCCAUGGAGAAUGCCUUCUUGAUAAACCGAAUGGAAGAAUAUAUGACCUGUCUUCACAACUGCCUGGGUUAAUGUAUGAUGUAAACAAACAGUGUGAGCUUAUGUUUGGUCCUGGAUCACAAGUGUGUCCUUAUUUGAGACAAUGCCGGCGUCUCUGGUGCACAAGUGCAGAAGGAAUUCACAAGGGCUGUCGAACUCAACACAUGCCACUGGCAGAUGGAACAAACUGUGGUCCUGGGAUGCACUGCCACCAUGGGCUGUGUGUAAACAAAGAAAUGGAGACACGACCUGUAGAUGGUGAAUGGGGACCAUGGGGACCUUACAGUUCUUGUUCAAGAACAUGUGGAGGUGGAAUCAAAAGCACAGCCAGGCUCUGUAAUCGUCCUGAGCCAAGAAACGGAGGAAAGUACUGUGUGGGCCGCAGGAUGAAAUUUCGAUCAUGUAACACUGAUUCAUGUCCAAAAGGCAAGCAAGACUUUCGAGAGAAGCAGUGCUCUGAUUUUGAUGGUAAACAUUUCAACAUCAAUGGUCUUUCCCCUAAUGUGAGGUGGCUUCCAAAGUACAGUGGGAUUGCCAUAAAAGAUCGUUGUAAGCUCUAUUGUCGGGUUGCUGGAACCACUAACUUCUACCAGUUGAAGGAUAGGGUUGCUGAUGGUACCCCUUGUGGAACUGAAACCAAUGACAUCUGUGUUCAAGGCCUGUGUCGGCAAGCUGGCUGUGAUCAUGUGUUAAACUCCAAGGCCAAGAGAGACAAAUGUGGAGUGUGUGGUGGAGAUAACUCUUCAUGCAGGACAAUGGCAGGUGUCUUCAACAGUGCCCAUUAUGGUUACAAUGUCAUUGUAAAGAUUCCCACAGGAGCAACAAACAUUGAAAUUCUUCAGCACAGCUAUUCCGGAAAACCAGAAGAUGACAAUUACCUUGCCUUAUCUGAUGCCCAAGGGAAUUUUCUUUUAAAUGGAAAUUUUGUUGUAAGUAUGUCAAAAAAGGAAAUAAACAUACAAGGAGCUAUUUUUGAAUACAGUGGAUCAAACAACUCAAUUGAAAGAAUUAACAGUACUGAUAGACUGGAAGAAGAACUUGUUUUACAGGUGCUAUGUGUGGGUAAUUUAUAUAACCCUGAUGUACGCUAUUCCUUCAACAUCCCUAUGGAGGAGAGGAGUGACCUGUUCACAUGGGAUGCACAUGGACCAUGGCAAGACUGUACCAAAAUGUGUCAAGGUCUUCGUAGAAGAAAAAUUAUCUGCAUACGUAAGAGUGAUCAUGUGAUUGUGUCUGAUCAAAAUUGUGACCACUUGCCACACCCAUUGUUUGUGACUGAAAAGUGCAAUACAGACUGUGAACUAAGGUGGCACAUCAUUGGCAAAAGUGAAUGUUCAUCCCACUGUGGUUCAGGAUACAGAUCCUUGGAUGUCCACUGCAUGAAGUACUCCAUCCAUAAAGGACAGACUGUUCCAGUAAAUGACCAUGACUGCAGUGACCAAAUUAAACCUCCUACCCGAGAGCCAUGCCAUGGUGACUGUGUCUUAACAAGAUGGCAUUAUUUAGAAUGGUCCCAGUGUUCUAGGAGUUGUGGAGGAGGAGAACGGUCUCGAGAAUCUUAUUGCGUAAACAACUUUGGCCAUCGUCUUGCUGACAGAGAAUGUCAAGAGCUGCCUCGAAUGAUUGUAGAGAAUUGCAAUGAAUUUUCCUGUCCCAUUUGGGUUGCUAGUGAGUGGAGUGAGUGUCUUGUUACAUGUGGAAAAGGAUCAAAGCAGCGGCAGGUUUGGUGUCAACUGAAUGAAGAUCACUUGAGUGACGGCUUCUGUAAUCCAAGUACCAAACCUGAAUCUCUAAGACCAUGUGAGCUUCACGCAUGUGCUUCUUGGCAAGUAGGACCAUGGAGUUCUUGCACAGCUACCUGCGGACUUGGGUAUCAGAUACGUGCUGUUAAAUGUGUCAGCGAGCUCUUUAGUGCAGUAUUAGAUGACAGAGAAUGUCAAGGGGCUAGUCGCCCAGGUGAUAGGCAGGACUGUAUAGUUACUCCCUGCCCAGUUGUCCCCAAUGUUGGGGCUACUUCGUUACCAGCUGUUCCUAUGGGAAAGGUAGCACAGUGGAGACAUGGUUCUUGGACCCCAUGCUCUGUGUCUUGUGGAAGAGGUAAUCAAGCCCGCUAUGUAAGCUGUCGUGACGCUCAUGAUGGAAUAGCAGAUGAAUCAUACUGUGCACACUUACCUAGACCUGCUGAAAUAUCUGUCUGCUUUAGCCCUUGUGGAGAAUGGCAAGCAGGAAAUUGGUCACCUUGUUCAGCAUCCUGUGGCCAUGGAAAAACAACUCGACAAGUUUUAUGCAUCAACCACCAGCAGCCAAUUGAUGAGAAUUACUGUGACCCUGAAGUUCGCCCCUUGAUAGAACAAGAUUGUAACCUGUCCGCCUGCCCACCCAUGUACAGCCACUUUCCUAGUUCUUCUGAGCAGCCAAGCCAUUUCCCAGGCAGGCAUUUUCCAUUAACUCACAAACCCGAAGAUAAUCAAAAUCAGGGGGUCCAUCUGUCAAUCAGAGGAAACCAAUGGAGAACAGGACCAUGGGGAUCAUGUUCUAGCAGCUGUGCUGGAGGUCUCCAGCGUAGGGUUGUGGUCUGCCAGGAUGAGAAUGGACAAAGUGCAAGUUACUGUGAUGCAGCCUCAAAACCCCCAGAGUCAAAGCACUGUGAUUCGGGACCUUGUCCACACUGGAACUAUGGAAGCUGGGGAGAAUGUACACAAACAUGUGGAGGAGGAAUAAAAUCAAGAUUUGUAAUAUGCCAGUUUCCCAAUGGCCAACUGUCAGAAGAGCACAACUGUGAAAUCUUAAACAAGCCGCCUAGUGUGAUACAAUGUCAUGUUCAUGCCUGCCCUGAUGAUGUAUCAUGGCAUCGGGGACCAUGGAAAUCGUGUUCAGUUUCGUGUGGUAAAGGGAUAAAGUACCGUGAUGUGCUUUGCAUUGACAAAUUCCAAGGGAAAUUAGAAGAAAAAUAUUGUAGCCAUCUGCAGAAACCUCGAACUCACAAAGUUUGUAGAUCUAUCAGAUGCCCUUCAUGGAAAGCCAAUAGAUGGAAGGAGUGCUCUGUGACCUGUGGCUCUGGAGUUCAGCAAAGAGAUGUCUACUGCAGACUGAGAGGCGUAGGUCGGGUGGCUGAAGAAAGGUGUGAUCGGUCCACCCGGCCUUAUUUUCAGAGGCAAUGCUGGCGCCAGGACUGUGUGCAGUACCAGUGGAUAGCAGGACAGUGGCUGGAUUGUUCAACAUCAUGUAAGACAAAAGAGACACAUUGGCUUGUGAAGUGUGUUGAUGCCCAGAACAUGCAAGUAAAUGAAAGUUUCUGUGACCCUUCAACCAGGCCUCUGUCAAUCAAAAAGUGCAGAAACCCUCCCUGCAAAUAUGUGGUAGUAACAGGAGACCCAUCCCAGUGUGCAGGUAACUGUGGAUUUAGUUAUCAACAAAGGAUUACAUAUUGCAUUGGGAUCCGGUCUAUUAAGAAACACAAGCUCCAUCAGCUUUGGCCUGUAUCCUAUCGAGAAUGCCCUGUGCCACCUUCCUCUCAGGUUUACAAAUGCAAUAUGAGAGGCUGUUCGCAUGUGGCCACUUGGAAAGUUGGAAAAUGGAGCAAGUGCUCAGUGACUUGUGGAAGUGGGAUAAUGGUGAGAAGAGUAGAAUGCAUAGCUGAAAAUGGUGGGUCCAGUGACCUGUGUCUGAAGCAUUUAAAACCAGAUGCUCAAAGGAAAUGUUAUGCCAAUGACUGUAAAUCAUUUACCACCUGCAAGGAAAUCCAAGUUAAAAGCAACAUUACCAAGGAUGGUGACUAUUACCUUAACAUUAAGGGAAGAAUAAUAAAGGUCCACUGUGCAGACAUGCACUUGGAGAACCCCAAGGAAUAUUUAUCACUGGUAAAAGGUGAAGAAGACAACUUUUCUGAAGUGUAUGGCUUUAGACUACAAAAUCCAUAUGAAUGCCCUUUUAAUGGAAGUAGGAGGCAAGACUGUGCAUGUAAAAAUGACUACCUAGCUGCUGGAUAUACUGUUUUCAGCAAAAUAAGAAUUGAUCUUACUUCUUUGCAAAUUAAAACUACGGACCUUCUUUUUUCCAAGACAAUAUUUGGUAAAGCAGUUCCAUUUGCCACAGCUGGAGAUUGCUAUAGUGCUGCCAGAUGCCCACAGGGACAGUUCAGCAUUAACUUGGCAGGAACUGGGAUGAAGAUAUCCAGCACAGCGAAGUGGCUUGCUCAGGGGAGGUAUGCCUCUGUCACAAUACACAGAUCCCAAGAUGGAACCAAAGUCUAUGGUAGAUGUGGAGGGUUCUGUGGAAAGUGUGUUCCUCACAUGACUACUGGGCUCCCAAUUCAAGUGAUAUGAACAUUCAGAAGUAGGAAGUAUGCCCCAAUGGGGAGAGAUUUUUCUGGAACAUGCAAACAAUUGGUGCUUAUUUCUUUAUUUCUCUCUUCCUGCGAUUUCCAUGUCCAGUAUAUCUGUCUUUUAUUCAAGGUGCUCAUCAUGGAUUCAAAUCACUUGAGUUUUUCAAGGCUUUCAAAACGAACAGAUAUAUGCAUCAGGAUCACUUCGAAGAACAUAAUUUAUGAUAGGGAAUCCAAGCAUGUGUGAUGAAUUAUGCCAGACAACGGUGCUGUUAACAGCUUACACUGGACCACAAUUAUGUCAUACUGUUAAACAUAUAUGUAAACCUCUUCAAUAUCCUAUUGUACAAUGAGGUUUUUAUUCUAUUUCUUAAAAUGGAAUAAGUUUAAAUUCGGGAAAAUGUAUACAAAACUACUAUAAACAUUAUUAAAACUGUCAGGUGAAUAUCAAAUAAAUAGUUAUAUCAAAGAAGUACAUAGCCACUAUACUUUCUGCUGAUACAGAUAAGACACCUUGUUUUAUUUUUCCUUUAAUUUUAAUUGGGGAUUAUGGUGCUUCAAUGGAAAAAAAAAGUCCUAAAAAUGUGGUACAAAUUUUGUGCUAAGAAUUUGUGUUUGGGUUAAAUACUAAACAUAAAAUUUUGUGGGUAUAAUA
Marmota monax (woodchuck) is the source of this 6510-nucleotide messenger RNA. It is a transcript of the gene Adamts20, whose product is annotated as ADAM metallopeptidase with thrombospondin type 1 motif 20. Gene Ontology annotation, molecular function: zinc ion binding; metalloendopeptidase activity. Bases 112 to 5856 code for a protein of 1914 amino acids. The record is from RefSeq and is a predicted model, not a curated record. NCBI's taxonomy places the organism in Eukaryota, Metazoa, Chordata, Mammalia, Rodentia, Sciuridae. The transcript has 39 exons. Gene Ontology annotation, biological process: extracellular matrix organization; proteolysis.